Messenger RNA from Amphibalanus amphitrite, 667 nucleotides. Its product is annotated as keratin, type II cytoskeletal 2 epidermal-like. NCBI's taxonomy places the organism in Eukaryota, Metazoa, Arthropoda, Thecostraca, Balanomorpha, Balanidae. The record is from RefSeq and is a predicted model, not a curated record. The transcript has 3 exons. The coding region runs from base 134 to 472 and encodes 112 amino acids.
AUGGCCGCCCCUCUGUCCUCCGUUAGUUUGCAGUUAUUUCAUCCUGGAGCGCGCAUUUGCCGUGCAUCAGUCAUGCUAUAUAAAGUGUGGCGCGCGGACGGAGGAAUGUGCAGUGGCGAUCCAGUCUCUCACCAUGAAGCAGCUGGUCCUGCUGACCUUGGCCCUGGUGGCGGUCACUGAGGGGUUCGUCAUCGACCCCUUCGGCUACGGCGGUGGCUUCGGAGGGCUCGGAGGGCUAGGAGGGUUUGGGCUGGGCAGCUUCGGAUACGGCGGUCUGUUCCCGUCGACGUUCCACCACCACACGGUGCAGCCGAUCGUUCAGCCCAUCAUCAUCCAGCCGCCCAAGGAGGAGGAGCCGGAGCCGGAGCCCAAGGUGGAGGUGCACGUGCACCACGGCCCGGCCGAGCCGCACCCGCCCGAACCGCACCCGCACCCCCCGGAACCGCCACAGGUGCACGUUAUUCACGUCUGAUUCCGGCCCGCUCAGCGCGUGAUAUUUGAACAAAAUUGUGCGUGUCAAUAGUAUGGUGAUUUUAGAAUGUUUGUGAUCAUUGUACACCUGUUUGGCUUCACAUCAUUUUUGCACCCCAUGUGAAAAAGUGCUGGCUAGUUGUCGUUGUGGUGAUUGUAUGCACUGGAUUGUCCGUUAAUAUACUCCUACAACAUA